AUGAAAUGUCAAAAUUAUUGAACCGGGUCCAAAGAUAAAUAUUUACUUUUUCCACAAUGUCCAGAGAAAUCAACAAAACUAGACAAAUUAAUUUAGAAAAAGUAUGUAGGUCGUGUUUGUCAGAAAGAGGACAUUUGAGAGAUAUAUACCCAACUAGAAUACCAAAAAUGAUGGAAAGUUGUGCCUCUGUACAGGUUUCGGAAAACGAUGGUUUACCCAGCAACGUUUGUGUCACUUGCUUUCAUCUGAUUUCUAAAUUCUAUGCAUUUAAAAAGAAAAUGGAAAGAAGCGAUCGGAUACUGAGACAAUAUAUUAGAUAUAACAGAAUAAAACAAAGUGAUAUUAUUAACAUUGCUUUAAGUGAAGCUGAAAUUCAUGAGACUGCAGACGGCACAGAUGAACCUAAUGAUACUUUAAUACAGUUAAUCGAAGAUAAUGGGGAAGUAAGUGAAGAAGACAUUCCAUUAAGUAAAAGAAUAAUUAAACUAGAACAAAUUGGUAGAAGGGAACAUGAAUUUAAAGGCGAUGAAUUACAGGAAUUAGAUUUAAGCGAGUCCAACAUUGAGGACUUUAAAAGUGGUGAUACCGUACAGAUUUUUACAGAUGGACCUCCUCCACUAGUACCCUUAGCACCUGUUAAAAAGCAUAGGCAUAAUGAAACAGUUGUGAAAGAUUUACCCAAAGAUACACCCCCUCUUGUUCCCAUCAAGCCACUAGUGAAUAUAGAAGUACUAGAAAAGAUAAUUGAAAAAAAUGAGGAUAUUACAUAUAAAUGCACCACUUGCAAAAAAGAGUUUGAGUCAGUAUUAGCUUUAAAAGAACACAAAUUGAACACUUGCCAACCUAAUGCUUUACAGUGCAAUAUAUGCAGAAAAGAAUUUAAAGAUUCAAAAAAACUAAUAGGACAUUUAAAAGGCCAUAUGGUCGCCAAAGACUAUGUGUGUAAAAUUUGCGGUAAACGGUACCCUAAUCCAAGUACUUUCACUGUUCAUAUGAGAACUCAUACCGGCGAACGGCCAUUUAAGUGUCAAAUUUGCAAUAAAGGUUUUGUCCGUUGGGCUGGUGUUGUUGGGCACAUGAAAACCCACGAAGAGCACAAGCCUUACAAGUGCGAAACGUGCAGUAAAAGCUUUAAAAUCUCUUCCAAUUUAGAGAGGCACAAGAUCCUGCAUUCUGGCAGUCUGCCUUACUGUUGCAGUUACUGCGGGAAGUGCUUCAGCCAGUCGGAUAAUUUACAGUUACACAUCAGGACGUAUCACACCUACGAACGUCCUUACUUGUGUAGCGAAUGCGGAAAAGGUUUCGUCAGUUCCACGAGAUUAAAUCGACACAUGUGGGUGCAUUCCGGUUACAAACCGUAUAUAUGUGCAUCUUGCCCUAAAGCAUAUUCUAAUUCCAACGAUUUAAAGAACCACGAAAGAAAUCAUCUUGGAAAAAAAGGGGAUGAAUAUAAAAAUUGGGCGUGCGAUAUAUGCGAUAUGAAAUUCUACCAACCAUGUAGACUAGCAAAGCAUAAAAAAACUCACAAUAAGCCUUAUGUGUGCCACAUUUGCAACAAACCAUUUACCUCCAAUUCCGUUCUAAGCAAACAUAUAGAAAAUAAACAUGGUAUGACUUAUGUAGAAGAGAGUAUCUUGCAGCCUGAUGAGGGCGUUAGUCAAUUAUUCGUACAGUAUCAUCCUCAAGAACUAGAAAAAAAUGAACCAAUGUUGGAAUAUGAGAAAGUGGAAUCUCUUAAUUUUUCAAAAACGGAACCUCUUCAUUUUCUCUAAUGUAGGACCUGUUAAAAAAUUCACUAUUUCAGCUGCUUAUUUUUCUCAAAUAUUUCACACAAAAAUUAAUACAAAAUAAUUGCAGACAAAAAUAUGUUAUCCUAAUUACAUUUGUUAAUAUGAGUUCUCUAUUCAUAAUUUUAAUUAUGUCUGUUUUUACUACAAUUAGCUUUCAGUUUGUUAAUAAAUGUUUUUAAAAGUAAUUUCUUAACACAGGUUUAUAACACACAAAGAGAUAU
Messenger RNA from Anoplophora glabripennis (Asian longhorned beetle), 2011 nucleotides. RefSeq names its product zinc finger protein 436-like. Gene Ontology annotation, molecular function: zinc ion binding; RNA polymerase II cis-regulatory region sequence-specific DNA binding; DNA-binding transcription factor activity, RNA polymerase II-specific. Bases 57 to 1772 code for a protein of 571 amino acids. Gene Ontology annotation, biological process: regulation of transcription by RNA polymerase II. The transcript has 2 exons. Gene Ontology annotation, cellular component: nucleus. The record is from RefSeq and is a predicted model, not a curated record. Lineage: Eukaryota; Metazoa; Arthropoda; Insecta; Coleoptera; Cerambycidae.